This is a messenger RNA of Varroa destructor (honeybee mite), 2863 nucleotides long. RefSeq names its product pachytene checkpoint 2 protein (gene pch2). Gene Ontology annotation, biological process: reciprocal meiotic recombination; meiotic recombination checkpoint signaling. Lineage: Eukaryota; Metazoa; Arthropoda; Arachnida; Mesostigmata; Varroidae. Gene Ontology annotation, cellular component: chromosome; nucleus. Gene Ontology annotation, molecular function: ATP hydrolysis activity; ATP binding. The record is from RefSeq and is a predicted model, not a curated record.
CUGCUCUGUAGCCAUUUUAUCAGACCAAUCAAAGUAUACUAAUCACACAUUAGGUAGAGAUCAAAACAGGCGCGGUAAAUGACGCUUAUGGCAACAUGAUAUAAUAGAGUAGACGAUGUGUGUGGGGUAGCCCGGAAUCCAUUUUCGCCUUCGGACAGAUUUACUGUCAACAAUUGUCUAUUUUCAUUGCCACGAUAUGGCAAGUGGUAAUGGUGACAGCAGACUGAAAUUGUAGCCUUCAACAUCUACAAUAGGGUAUGGCGCGCACAUACGAGGACAGACACACAAUUGAGAUGACUUGCCUCAAGUCAACCGGUCUGAGCAGCUGAGCCUCGUCGUUCGUUCAAAUCGUCCAUUUGAAGAUCAUCGUCCUAUCGAACGUAUUACCGCUUGACGCAACCGACUAUGCUGGACUUGAAAUGAUGGGUUUCGCCAAAGCAAUUGGCAAAAAAUACCGCAUCGGCAUCGAUGAAGCCAUCAUCAUUUUGAAAUUCCGGAACAUCAAUUCGGCUGAUGCCAUCCACCGUCAGUUAGUUAUUGGCCAACGGCCACACCAAAGCUAACGAGGAAGACAAUGAAGCAGACGCGGCAGUAAAACUGUGGCGGUAUCAGGGUGAACGCCGGUAAAGUUGAAGACUUCGGCGACUUUGCAGUAGCGGGCUCAGCGCAGUGGCAACAACACAGCCGUGAUUUCCUUACUAACGGCGUACGAAAUUCAGCCGAAAGAAGGCUACUGACGUCGAGCUGAAGACUUGGAAGGUGAAAAAACGGAGGUGACCAUUAGAAGAGACGUUGCUCAUCACGGAGAGAACGGCUAACCGGUUCUUCAGUCUUUAAUACGUCUUCGGUUGUUUCAGCGGUUCUCCAUAGUUUAAUUCGCUCUGCGAGAUGCUGCUGUGGUGGAUAGUUUGCCGGCUUGCUGAUUGUGCCCUGUAGACCUUCAAUACCGGUCGAUCGACUAUCGAAGCUUUUUCUUCCGCUGGUUUGUUGUAUUGAAGAUAAAGAAAAGGUUAGCAUCAAAGCUAGCUGGCUUUUCGUGACCGGUGUUUUAUAUAGUGGAGGCAGACUGUUGGAGUCCGGAGGUGUGGAGGAUAAAGUGCAUUGGGGCUGUGUAGAAGAAAUUCAACCGAAGCGGCUUUCUUACAGCGACAAACGUUUUUUAGUCAGAAUGAUCGUGGAAAUUGAGAGAGAUCCAAAAGGGUAAGAAAGCGGUAAUAAAUAUGGUUCAAAUUUUGUGUGUAGUAUGGAAGGAGCACAGAUGUUUUUGCGAAAGUAAUUUAAUGGUACAACAACUAUAAAAACAGGAGCUUCGGAACCGCUAGGUGACUACGAAUACGUUCUUGGGACGGUGUAAUAAGUAAAGUGCUUGUCCGCUAAUCUUGAGGGACACGUGGUGGUCUGGGUUCGAAUCCGAGCGUAGACACACAAUUAGUUUCGUGCUGUGAACCAGGCGUCUGAUGAAAUGCCUGUCGGCGGUACCGGAUGUGAAACUCAAAACAUUUAGCUUAGGGCGAGAAAAUGGAGAAGUAGCAACACUGGUUGAAGCGCUAUUACAUGAACGAGCUUCGGCAGAAAUCUACGACGACUUCAGCGGAACAGCUUUAGAAGGAAUCGUAAAUAAAAUCGUCAUCGACAAAAGCGAUAAGAAAAUUGUUCCCUCUUACCACUACUACACUCUCAACACGGAUGGCUUCGGAGCUGAAUUUAUCGAGUCCGACUCUACGUGCCUUAAUGCCGCCUACGUAUUUACACUGCCCUGUAAAGAAUUUGAUGGCAUCUGGGAAAACCUGCACUUUGAUUCAGAAAUUAAGAACAAUUUGCUGGACUACUUGAUGAAGGCGCUCCUAUUCGCGGAACGGGGCGUUGACCACAAUGUGAUCUCCUUCAAUAAACUUGUUCUCCUACAUGGUCCGCCCGGUACUGGCAAGACUUCGUUGUGCAAAGGUGUCGCACAGAAACUGGCCAUCCGAUGGACGCCUCGGUUUCGUACUGGUCAUUUUAUAGAAAUUAACGCCCAUUCACUUUUUAGCAAAUUUUUUUCGGAGAGCGGUAAGCUUGUGCUAAAGAUGUUCGAGAAGAUCGAGGAAAUCGCUAGCGAUGAGGCGGCGCUCGUCUUUAUUCUCAUAGAUGAAGUUGAAAGCCUCGCCCACUCCCGAGCAGCAGCUGCAGCAGGCAGCGAACCUUCCGACGCAAUUCGAGUGGUCAACGCCGUCCUUACUCAGUUGGAUCGACUCAAAAUGCUGCCAAAUGCUUUAAUCUUGACGACGUCGAAUGUAGAAACUUCGAUCGAUGGCGCGUUUGUUGAUCGGGCAGAUCUCUGUGUGUAUAUCGGGCAUCCUUCACCACCAGCCAUUUCAAAGAUUCUUGCAUCUUGCGCUAAGGAGCUAAUUAAGCGGAAUCUUUUAGAAGACAAGGCGUUUGCCGAGAGUUCGGAGUUCGCGAACAUUUGGACGGAGAUUUGCCGAUUAUCCGUCGGAGUUAGUGGACGUUCCUUGAGGAAGCUGCCUUUGCUGGCAUUUUGCGAGGGUCAUAACCCGAUGCCGAUGGCUUUGUUCCUUGACGCCCUCUUCAAGUUGGUCAAAUCAAAAACAGCAGAAAAGAAAUUGUCCCAAACUCAUCACAUGUUCCAGUCUAUUAGUCUCGUGUAAUGCAGCCAACACUACUAGUAGAAUGUUAGUAUAUUUAUCGCUGAUUUCCACUCUAACAUACAUAUGUACGAAUUAGCCAUAUCAUAAGGAAGAACGAGGUCGAAGAAAGCUGAAAUGAUAUUCUACUUAGUUCGCGUGUAGAUUUACGAUGCCCGUUUGGAGAGGUUUAUCAGAAUGUGUGCGCUCUUUAUAUUGCGUGUCUUAAAAGGAGAGAA